AAAAAAGAAUCCAACUUAGAUCUACUUUGAUUCAUCGGAUACCAACAACCACCCCACUGUUGCAAUCUUCCCUAGGCUUUCUGCUGAAGCAAAGUUGAAUUGACACCAUCACCAUCCUCUUCCUGAUCAUCUACAAUCAAUCCAAAAGAGCUUGUUAUAAACAGUAAUGAAGCUCAUUUCCCUAGUGAUGACGAGGAGAUGGGCGAGAAGGGGAGGUGGUUUUCAGCGAUCAAAAGAGCCUUCACUGCAAGCUCCAAGGAGGAGGCUCCUGAUCCUCCUCGAGGCCGGACAGUGACGAAGAAAAGAUGGGGUUUUGGGAUGUCGAAGCACGGCCAGAUCAGUACCUUCAUUCAUGGAGAACCGAGCAGCAUUGAGAAGAUACUCGAAGAUGCAGAAAGUGAAUGCCGCCGUCGGAGAGUUCAGACAACGAUCGAGCUCGACCAUGCUCGCGUUUCAGCAAUCAAGAUUCAAGCGGCGUACAGAGGUUACAGGGCGAGGCGGAGGUACAAGGCGCUGAGGGGGAUGAUGAGGCUUCAGAGGACGGUGAGGGGGCAGGAGGUGAAGCGGCAGAUGGCCAACACCAUGCGCCACAUGCAGAGGCUCGUCCGGGCGCAAUCGCAGGUGCAGGCGUGGAGGUCGCGCAUGGCGGAGACCAGACGCCUUCAGCUUCUCCGCCACGCGGAAAGAAACCUUCCUCGCCAAGAGGAAGCAGUGGGCGGCCAUGGCGGAUGGGACGACAGCUUGCUGGCGAAAGAGCAGCUGGAGGCGAGGAUGCGUAGGAAGGUGGAGGCUGUCGCGAAGAGGGAAAGAGCGCUGGCCUACGCUUACUCCCCCCAUCUGUUGGAGGCGACUCACGAAUCGGCCGAGGCCAUGCUGACUGGGGCGGCGCCGCGGUGGUGGACGUGGCUUGAGCGGCAAGCACCGCCCUCCGAGCCACCGGCGGCGGGCCACUCGCGGCCGAAGCAGGCGGAGGCGGACGCGGACGCGGCCAGCCUCACGAGUUGCCCACCCUUCGCCGCCCCGAACUACAUGACUCCGACUGCGUCAGCCAAGGCCAAGGCGAGGGCGGCCCCGAACCCGCAGCAGGAGCCCAGGAAGAAGAGGUUCUCGUUUGGGCUGAGCCAGAGCAUCAGCUCUCUGUUCGCCGGCAAGGAAACCGCCGCCUCCGCCGCCGGAACAGAGAGGAGCGGAGGAAGGCAGAGGAGGCACAGGCCGACGCGCUCCGUGGGGAGCGUGAGCAUGGACUCCGCCAUGUCGGUGCCUGUGGGAGCUGUCGCAAGGAGGAGCUUCGUCAAGUAGUUUGGCUUGCUGGGUUAACAAUUGUAACGCACUAAUUUCCCAACGUUCGUAUUUCUUGCAAGGAGUGGGCUUCGUAUGUUUGACGACUGUUGCAAAUCAGACGUGUUGGAUUGUUGGAUGGUUCAUUACUAGCACUUGUAAAUUUAAAUUUUGAUGAGACUCAGCUGGUCAUUCCAAUGUUCAA
Zingiber officinale is the source of this 1483-nucleotide messenger RNA. Its product is annotated as protein IQ-DOMAIN 13-like. Gene Ontology annotation, molecular function: protein binding. The transcript has 5 exons. The coding region runs from base 199 to 1299 and encodes 366 amino acids. NCBI's taxonomy places the organism in Eukaryota, Viridiplantae, Streptophyta, Magnoliopsida, Zingiberales, Zingiberaceae. The record is from RefSeq and is a predicted model, not a curated record.